AUAGAAUCAAAUCAAUCCCCUCUGUAUUCAACCCUGAAAAAAUAAAAUAAAAUAAUCUUUGAUGUCAUAAUAUUUCUUAAAUCCAUGUGACAUUUCCACAUAGCCCCCCACCCCAACCCAAACAACACAUUUAGCUCUAUUAUGUUCUUCAUUUUCCCCUUCUUAAUCAAUUAAAAAAAAAAACCAAAAAAUAUAUAUUUAUAUAUAUUCUUGUAAAUCCUCACAACCCACUUGAAAUUUCCACUUGUAAAGCUCAAAGAAUCAAUCUUUAGCAUCCCCAUACAAAUAUUAUAAGUGGUUUUUUUAAUAGUUCUAAAUACGUUCUUGAUUGAAUUUUUUUCAGUUUUUCGUUCAAUCUGGAAAAAAAAGAGUCAAAAAGAUCCUAAAUCCAUCACAUAUUCUUGUAAAUUAUUUCAACCCCACUAGAAAUUCACUUAUAAACUUCAAAGACUCAAUCUUUAGCAUCCCCAUACAAAAAUUAAUACAUUCUUGAUUUAUUUUUCCCGUUUCAUUCAAUCUGGGAAAAAUAACUCAAAAAACUCCUAAAUUUAUCACAUAUUCUUGUAAAUUAUUACAACCCCACUUGAAAUUUCCACUUAUAAAUCUCAAAAAACACAAUCUUUAGUAUACCCAUGUAAAAAUUUGAGAUUUUUAACACAUUCUUGAUUAUUAUUUUUCCAGUUUCAUUCAAAAAAAUCUUAAACCCAUCACAUUUUCUUGUAAAUUAUUGCAACCCCAUUUGAAAUUUCCACUUAUCAACCUCAAAAACACAAUCUUUAGUAGUAGAAAUUGUUGAUUUUUUUUCUACUUUAAGCUUAAUUAAUGUCAGUUGCUUGUGGAUUUGAGUGUGUUGUGGUUUUAGGAUGUAUGCGUUGGGUAUGGAAACGUUGUACUUACAUAGGCAAUGAUGACAGUGCCACGUGGCCUCCAGCAACCUAUGAUGAAUUUGAACCUAUUCCUCGUCUUUGCCGUACAAUUCUUGCUGUUUAUGAAGAUGAUCUUCAUAACCCAAAGUUUCCACCUGAAGGAGGAUAUAGGCUUAACCCCAAUUGGGUGGUGAAGCGUGUGGCAUAUCGAGAAACACUUGGUAAUGCUCCACCUUAUUUGAUUUACCUUGAUCAUGAGCACCAUGAGAUUGUUGUAGCCAUUAGGGGUUUAAAUUUGGUUAAAGAAAGUGAUUAUAAAGUCUUGAUGGAUAAUAAGCUUGGGAAGCAGAUGUUUGAUGGUGGGUAUGUGCAUCAUGGGUUGUUGAAGGCAGCAAUAUGGAUGUUGAAUAAAGAAUCCGAGACUUUGAAAAGGCAUUGGGUUGAGAAUGGGAAGAGUUACAGGAUGAUAUUUGUUGGACAUUCUUUGGGUUCUGGAGUUGCAUCAUUGUUGACUAUAAUUGUGGCGAAUCACGGGGAUAGAUUAGGGGGUAUUCCAAGGAGUUUACUCCGUUGCUAUGCUGUUGCUCCUGCUAGGUGUAUGUCACUCAAUUUGGCUGUUAAAUAUGCUGAUGUUAUCCAUUCAGUGGUUUUGCAGGAUGAUUUCUUACCACGAACACCCACCCCACUGGAAGAUAUAUUCAAAUCCGUCUUCUGUUUACCAUGCUUGUUAUUUUUGGUGUGCUUGAGAGAUACCUUCAUACCGGAAGGUAGGAAGCUCAGAGAUCCAAGAAGAUUAUAUGCCCCUGGUCGAAUGUAUCACGUCGUUGAAAGAAGAUUUUGCAGAUGUGGGAGAUUCCCUCCAGAUGUUAGAACUGCCAUCCCAGUUGAUGGAAGAUUUGAGCAUAUUGUGCUGUCAUGCAAUGCAACAUCUGAUCAUGGAAUUAUUUGGAUACAAAGAGAAUCAGAGAAGGCGUUAGCGAGACUCAAGGAGGCUACAAGUGCUGAGGCACCGACAGCUCCACCACCGGUGCAGAAAAUUGUAAGGCAGCACACACUAGAAAAAGAACACAAGAAGGCAUUAGAAAGAGCUGUCACUUUAAAUAUUCCACAUGCCGUGCCAACAGACACAGAUGAGGAACUAUCAGUACAUAAAGAGGAAGAAUCAGCGCGAGGAGUAACAGAGACGGCUUCUCUUAUCGAAGAUGCAUCCACAAGUACAAGCCAUUCCACCGAUGCAAGAACUAACUGGAACGAUGUAGUUGAAAAGCUUUUCGCGCAAGAUGAAACGGGGAAGUUGACAUUGAACAAAGAAGCAAGUUGUAGUACUGAAUGACAACUCCCUUUGAAGGUGCUCUCUCUCUUCUUAUUUUUUUUUUCUUCAAUUUUUUUGUGAUGAUUGAAGAAAAGUAUUAUUCUUGUUCAAUUAUUUGUACAUUUUUCUUAUGUAAAACAAUAUAUCUGAAUUAGAAUGUACAAUUCUAAAGCCCCAAAGAGGGGAAUAUAGAAACAGAAAGAAAUGAUAAGUGGUUGUAAUUGCAUUUUUA
Messenger RNA from Solanum tuberosum (potato), 2410 nucleotides. RefSeq lists its product as uncharacterized. Lineage: Eukaryota; Viridiplantae; Streptophyta; Magnoliopsida; Solanales; Solanaceae. The transcript has 6 exons. Gene Ontology annotation, biological process: lipid catabolic process. Bases 823 to 2199 code for a protein of 458 amino acids. The record is from RefSeq and is a predicted model, not a curated record.